Molecule: messenger RNA, 2946 nt
Organism: Lodderomyces beijingensis
Lineage: Eukaryota; Fungi; Ascomycota; Pichiomycetes; Serinales; Debaryomycetaceae
Source: the annotation of a GenBank genome assembly
AUGUUCACCAGGAAACAGAGGAGUCAGCACAGCACGGCCUACACCGGAGUUGGCCAUAGUUCCACCAAUAACCACCAGCCCAAUUCAGGAGCGUUGGCGGCGGCUUUAACCAUUGGGAACACGUUGAAGCAGCAAAAUGCUGCUCGAGGCGUGCCAGCUCGUUCUCCUCGACUGGGUGGUGGUGGUGGUGCAAACAUAGCCACGCCACUGUCGAAUUCGAGAAAUGGAAGUCUCUUGAAACGUGGUAGCAGAGCCAAUAUGGACCAGUCGUAUACUACUCCUGCUGCCGCCAACUUGUCAAGCAGAAGAUACUCAAAUGGGUCGAACGCCACCGACCGCAGCACACUCGAGGGCUCGUCGUACAACCCCGUGGUUUACGACGUGGACGACACGUUGAAUGACUCGUUCUUGGACGAGAUCACUGAAGAGUCGACUCGGGUCUACCUUGACAACAAGGCCAACAUGCGGGAUCUAAAGCUUCCUACUGUGGGCGAAUCGCGAAAUACCAAAGCAGGCCGUGCCACUUCUUCUUCUUCUUCUCCGUCGUCGUUGUCGGCGCAGCCCGUUAGAAUGGUGAAGAAAUACAUACCGAGCUCAACCGGUAUCAAGGUGAUUGAGGUUCCAGAGACAACCAUUCAGAAAGAAAUGGCCAGAUCCAAUUCCAUGAGAAUGAAUCCAUACAGAACGAGCUCUCUCCGGUUAUCCUCCUCCACUAAACCCCCUUCACGGUCAGGCUCAAUGACAAGCAUCGCAAAACGGGCCUCGACUGCAACUCCGCAGGCGAACGUGAAGCCAAAGCCGAAACAACAAGCCACCGCUUCGAGAGCCAUCCCCGACUUGAGCGAGAAUGUAAAGUUGGAAGAGUCUCUCGGUAAGCAAUCGGACCACGAUGCUCAGGAGGUGAAAUUGAAGGCCUUGGAAGCACAAAUAAAGAGAGAAAAAGAGUUGGCUAAGGAGUUGGAACUCAAAAAGCUCGAGUACGAGCGAUUAAGCAAGUUGAGACACGAAAAUGAGCAAGCAUUAAAGAGUCUAGAAAAUGGAGCAGAGCUACAUAUUCCUGAUAAGGCUAGAUCAUCAACAAACAAUGCAAAAAACAACUCGCACGAUAGAGCAGAGGCUCUACAGGACAUAGCCAAGCAUAACCGCAUUGAAGUAGCGGCACCUAGUGAGACAAAGGAUGAGGAUCCGACUGCAGUCGAGUCAGACACAUCAGAAUACGAGGUCCUUGAACCCGUGCACUUGCAAUCGACCGAGAAUGGCACCGGUGUUGGUGCUGAAGCAAAUGUGCCCAAGGUUGGCAAGGGCGAGGAUUGGAAGGAGGAGAUACAAGUCAUGAUAUCGUUGCACUCAAACUUGGAUGAACCCGAGACGAUUCAAAAGCCGCAGUUAAAAACUUUAGAGAGUACUAAGGACUUGGAAGAAGAUGAGUUUUUAGAGGCUGAGCUCAGCGAGGAUGCAGUUGGUGGAUUAAGCUCUCAUUCGAACCAGGUGCACCGAGAACACUCGGUUCCGGGAACCGCCGACUCUUCCCUUUCCAGUGCAAGAGAUGCAGAGCCAAGACGAGAGCUGGACGAAGAAAUCAAAGCUGGAGAUAGUGUUAUUACAGUCCCUGUCUCCAUAUCCGUAUCCAAACCUGAACCUGAAUCUGAAACUGAACCUGAACCUGAACCUGAACCUGAACCUGAAUCAUUUGAGCCGCCUUCGAGACCCGUGAUUGUAUCGCAUCCAAGUGACCUGAGCUCAAAAUCGGCAUUGGCAAAGCCACUCAAACCGGCCAUGAAGUCAGCCAUGAAGUCCACAUCGUCUUUCUCCCAACUACCGCAACCAACCACCCCUUCAAAGCAACAACAGCAACAACAACAACACCAGGCUGCUAAAAGCAAUGCGGCCCAGCAAGCGUAUCUUUCACUAACCACGGCUGAAAACACCAGAUUGAACUCCAAGUCAUCCAAUCUAUCAAACUCAAGCUCUCAAGUUUUUAACAAUAGAAGUCCAACUAACCAAACGAGAGUACUCAAUAGUGGUUACCGCGACGAUUACACCAACUUGGGUGGCGUGGAAGGCGGAGCCUAUCCUCAAUACUCCAACAACAAUUCUGCAUUACUGAGACCUCAGCAAAAGAGACUUUCACAACAAACAUUGCGCAGUAGCGGUGCUCAACCUCAACAGCAGGGUCAGCAUAGAUAUGAAAACCGCGAGGCUGGCAUGAGCGGGAGAAUAAUGCGUCAUAGCGCCCACGUGCAGCCUAUGAAGCCCCACCCUGCGCUUCAGCCAAACUACGUGUCCCCUUCAAAGAUCAAGGCCCAGGAGUUGUACGCUAAAGCUCAAGCGCGCCCCUACUCGAACUUUGCGCCGUUGAAGAAGCAAUCAUCGUUUUAUAGAAGUGAGAACGGGAACGGAAACGGAAACGGAAACGGUGCGGCCGGCCCAGCUGGUGCAGCUGGUUUGGCAGGUGAACAGGCUUUGGGAGCAGGAGGAGCCAAUCAGGUACCACAUCGCACGACGUUGCGUUCCCCUGCUCCUCCAACGGCGAUCCCAAAUAAUGUAUCAAAACCACUAUUUGCAAACUCGGAUGCGACGAACCACCACUACCAUCACCAUAACAACCACCAGGGGCAAAGUCAAGUUGGCGCUCCUUCCAGCGGCGGGGGAUUCAGAUCAAGAUUGCAGGACUCAGAUGAUGAUUUACCCAAGCUUGGAUUAGGCAGAAACUUCAGGUCAAGGUUCAACGACUCGGACGACGACUUGCCCAACUUGUCGGGCUCCUCCGUUGGCACUUCGGUGUACAACCAGCCAUCCGUAUCGGCACCCACGCACAUCUCCAGUCGACCACCGACGCUGGCCCCUGCGUCGCAGCCCAUGGGGGAGAUCAAGAGUAUUUCCCACACGCAUCCAAAGGAAAAGAAGAAGUUUGGCAAAUUGAGAAAGCUUUUCGGCCUGAAGUGA